AUGCGAUGGUUACAACAUAAGUUCUAUUCCAAGGGUGACAAAGCUGACUCCCUCUUAGCCUCCCGCCUACGCGCCCGUAAACAGAGGAAUAGAAUCCUCUCACUGAAGGACCAACGCCACAAGCUGACCUAUGAUCCUCAACAAAUUGCCCACUGUUUCAAGGAAUACUACCAGUCCUUGUAUAACCUACCCACUCUUGAUGACCCUGUUAGUUUGCAAGAACGCAUAGACAACUUCCUCUCUUCCUGCCCCCUUCCGACACUCUCUAAACAACAGAUGGACUUACUCAACACAGAGAUAUCCGCAGAGGAAGUGGAUAUCACAAUCAAAUCAUUGAGGAAUGCCUCAGCUCCGGGUUCGGAUGGACUGCCAGCUUUAUACUAUAAGAAAUUUAAUGGUACGCUGACCCCGGCCCUGAUGGUAUUGUUCAAUGCGAUUCUAGCUGGUACUCCCUUCGAUAGCUCCACUACUAGAGCGGAAAUAGUCAUCAUACUUAAACCCGGACGUGAUCCCACAGACUGUAGCAGCUAUCGCCCAAUAUCCCUGCUAAAUUCUGACCUGAAAUUAUUUGCGAAAACACUUGCCAACCGGCUUGCGGGGAUGAUGGCUUCCCUGGUUCACCCGGACCAGGUCGGUUUCAUCCCCGGCAGACAGGCCUUUGACAACAUUAGAAGGGCGAUCGAUACCCUGCACUUCGCUGACUCCUCUGGGAUCCCCUCCCUGGUGAUGGGAACGUCUCUGUCUAAUAUUAAAACAGAAGAUAUAGAGGGAGAAGAAGAGACGUAUGUGACUGAUAUAAAGGCAGAAGAUACAGAGGAAGAAGACGAGACGUAUGUGACUGAUAUAAAGGCAGAAGAUAUAGAGGGAGAAGAAGAGACGUAUGUGACUGAUAUAAAGGCAGAAGAUAUAGAGGGAGAAGAAGAGACGUAUGUGACUGAUAUAAAGGCAGAAGAUAUAGAGGGAGAAGAAGAGACGUAUGUGAGGGGUGAUCAGCAGUGUAAGGAGGAGGAGAUCCCUACAGAUAUCAGCACAGAUGGACACACAAGCACGAAUAUCACAGAAGGACAUCUAAUGUUAUCCCUGGAUUGUGACAUAAAAGAUAAUGACAGUAGACAGGAUUCUCCAGGAGCUAACCCCAUUACCCCAAUUAUACAUCCAGCUCUAUCAGCUGAUCCCUCUGAUCCUGGGAAAUAUUCUCCUGAUCACUCUGAUAUUGGUGCAUCUGUUACAGCUCUGACAGUAGAUACAGUGUUUCCCUGUUCCAUAGAUGCCAAAUGUUUUACACAGAACACAAAGCUUAUCACCCAUCAGGCAGCUAAGGCAGGUGAGAGACCAUUUCCAUGUUCUGAGUGUGGGAAAUGUUUUACAUUGAAAGCAAAUCUUGUUACACAUCAGAGAAGUCACACAGAUGAGAGGCCAUUUUCUUGCUCUGAGUGUGGGAAAUAUUUUGCACAGAAAUCACAACUUGUUACACAUCAGCGAAGUCACACAGGUGAGAAGCCAUUUCCAUGUUCAGAGUGUGGGAAAUGUUUUGAACGGAAAUCACAACUUGUUGCACAUCAGCAAAGUCACAGAGGUGAGAAUCCAUUUCCUUGCUCUGAGUGCGGGAAAUGUUUUACCUCGAAAACACAACUUGUUAUACAUCAGCGAAGUCACACAGGUGAGAAGCCAUUUCCAUGUUCUGAGUGUGGAAAAUGUUUUGCACGCAAAUCAGAUCUUGUUAGACAUAACAAAAGUCACACAGGUGAGAAGCCGUUUUCUUGCUCUGAGUGUGGGAAAUGUUUUAUCCGGAAAUCACAUCUUGUUAUACAUCAGCGAAGUCACACAGGUGAGAGGCCAUUUCCAUGUUCUGAGAAAUAAAUCAGCUCUUGUUGGACACAAUAGACAUCAUUCCGGUGAGGAACCAUUUUAAUCUUCUGGAGUAUACUUAUCAUGCCCAUGCGUUGUUCUUCAGGGUUCUUAUCCUAUCUCAUAUGCUUUUUGCAAUAUACAUGUUACCACUGAGUGAAAUAAUCAGAUGUCAUGCCCUCAUCUACCACUGCUAUACAGAUGACCUGUCUUUUGCUUCAGAUACUGAGAAACCAGUCCCAAUCCUAUAACUAUGCGAAGAACCUCGCUAAAACUGCAAAAUUUUAUUGCAAUGAUUAUUAUUAAUAAAUUGGUAAUGUUUGAAUUGUGCACCUGCAACCUUUUUCUUUGUAUGAGGAACC
Molecule: messenger RNA, 2210 nt
Organism: Pseudophryne corroboree (corroboree frog)
Lineage: Eukaryota; Metazoa; Chordata; Amphibia; Anura; Myobatrachidae
Product: oocyte zinc finger protein XlCOF7.1-like
Exons: 3
Coding region: 1-1860 (619 amino acids)
Biological process (GO): regulation of transcription by RNA polymerase II
Cellular component (GO): chromatin; PcG protein complex; transcription regulator complex
Molecular function (GO): RNA polymerase II cis-regulatory region sequence-specific DNA binding; DNA-binding transcription factor activity, RNA polymerase II-specific
Source: RefSeq, a predicted model, not a curated record